AUGGAACAAAUUGAAAAUACCGAGGUGUUGCUAGCUGCACUAGACAGGUGCAGAUCGGAUAAGAAUGUUUUCAUAGGACGAUAUCGUCGAUUAUUAAGAUCAGAUCCGGAAGCAGAAACAAAAUUUUCAGUGGUCCUUUCGGAAAUCGAAAAGCGCUGGAAUGAGAUGGAGAAGAAAUGUCAAAAAGCGCGAAGCAGUUCACCUACUGGAUCAGCACCUCCCCAACUGCGUCGUGAUACUAUCCAAGGAGAUUUUCGGGAUCAGAUCAAUUUAUUACAUGAUUUAUACAAAGUUGCUAAUGAUUAUCUGGAUUUUGAACGCUUUCCGGUUUCCUCCGUAAAUGAGUGGUCGAAACGUGUUCAGGAUGUUGACGAGUGGCUUCUUGAUUACACGGAAAGAUUGAAGGAAGUGGUUGAGGAAGGGCGUCGGUUGGCGAGUAGCGGUCGUAUGGAGCUGGAUGUUCACGAUGCCUUAGGCAGUCUGGACGGAGUUGUUGAUUUAGCAAAUCAGAUAGAAGGAGCCUUGAAGGAAAACAAAACAAAUUUAUUUCCUAUACGAACUAAAGCGGAAACUUUAGAACGAGACAUCAGCGCAAUAUGGGAUAUACUGGACAAGUUUUCAUCCCGCGAUUUAUCGGAAUCGGCUGUUGCCAAUACUACUCAACGUGAUUUACUGGAUCAACAAACGCAGCUAGAUUACUUGCAACGACGAAGUGAUGAUUUGCACAGUUGUCUACCUGGAACUUCCGGAAAUCAACCAAAUACAAUAAUGGAUAAAGUUCAUGAUAAAAUUCAUGAUAUAGAAGAGAAAAUAAAUGCAUCAAUCAGGAAAAGUAAGCAGAAUAUAAAAGUACAAACAGAUAAGCCAUCAGAAGUAAUUCAAUCGAAGGAGCAACAAGAAGUGGAUAUAAUUUCAACUACUAGUACAGGUGGACAAUCACUUACCCUUGAAGUACAGGAAGCAGAAGAUGACGAAUCAAGAGCGGAAUUAAAGAAAACGGAAUCAAAUAGUUCUGAACCUUUGGUAAUGGCAAUGAAAGUUAACGUUAUCGAAGCAUCUGAAUCGCUCAUGUCUUUGUUCAUCGAAAUGGAUGAAAUUGAGAAAGAAUUAAGUCGAGAUGAUCCAUUACCUUUCAAAGAUUUACAUCUGAAGAUGCAGAAACUGGAGGAAAUGAAUGAAAGUUUCAAAAAGGUUGAACGUGCAAUUGAUGAUUCACAGAUGACAAUGGAUUUGAUAGAAAAUGAAGCGGCACAUGAGCGACUUAAGUCACUUCGAGAUUGGAAGGAUCGCCGCACGAAUGAAAUAAAUAAACUGAUUAAAGCCGAAAGUAGCCUGGAGGAAAACAUGAAAAUCAGUCAGAAACUACUAGAUGAAAUUGGUAAAGCACUAGCUGAAAUAGAUAACCGCGAAAAAUCACCGGAGUUGGAAGAACUAGAGCAUUUUGCAUUUUCUUUAGAGGAUCGAUUACAACGGGUCUUAGCACAAAUACAACACACUUCACUAAAGGCAGAACCAAUACUAACACAUAUAAAUGAAGAAGAAGCCAGUCAACUUCGUGAUAGGUUACAAAGAAUCGGUGAACAGUGGAAAGAGUAUGAAAAUCUCAUUCGGGAAAAGAGACGUAGAUUGGAUGAACGUUUUGCGGAUGAAUCGGAACUGAACAACGAAAUGGAAUUACUCCAAUUUUGGUGUGAUGAAACAGAAACGGAAUGUGCCAUCAUUAUUAGUCCGUUGAAUUUGCCUGUUUUAAAAGAACUUGUGUUGAAAUUGGAGGAACGCUUACACAGCUACGAAAUGAAGCGUGCAAAUUUGCAAGCCAUUGAGCGUUUGAAAGAUCAUCUAAUUAGUGCGCAAUUGACGGAUCCAAGCAGCAAACAUCGAAUACGGCGAGCCGUAUCAGAAAUUGGAAAGCGUCUUAGCUCGAUCCGAAAUCUUCUGCGUGACCGAAAAUCGGAACUUGACAAUGCCGUGAAUGCUGCGGAAAAUUUCCAAGAUGAUCUGAAAAAAUUGCAGAACUUUUGUGAGCGAACGGAAAAAGCGAUUCAGUUAGUAGAAAGUGCGACAAUUUUCGUACCAUCCGGUACUGAUUUGGAUUACGUCCGUUUGCACGAGCGUGAAACUGAUGAAAUUGCUAUCAGACUGGAAAAGCAAUGGAAAGAAGUUUCUUCAUUAGGUGAAGCAGUGAUCGAUGAACAGUUUGGAAUUGUCGUACAAGAUACCUUACGUAAAUGGAUGAGUGAUAAGGAAAAACUGGCUGUCACUGCUUGCUUGCCAACUUUAGAACACGAUUCAUCCUCAGUAACCUCAGAAGCCGUUGGCGAAGAAGAACUGACCAAUGAAGUACGAACUACUUUGUCGAGUAUUGCUGAAGAAAAAGAAUCUCACACAAGUGAGUAUGGAACUUUAAAUGAAUCUGUGGUGCUUGAAUCUAUUGCAUCAAAUCUGUCACCCAAAGAGCGGCUUCUAAUGGACACCAUAGUACAUAUGGGACACUGGUUAACGGAAACGGAACGUGACGCAUCUUUGACCGUCGAUUUGGCCGAUUCGGAAAGCAUAAGAAAUGCAGUCAUUCAAAUGCAGGCUUUUAUUGAUCAGUUAAAAAUGCGCUAUUUGGAUUUAAUUCGAAUUUUGGAUGAAAGUCAAAAUAAGGUAAUACGGGAAAGGAGUGAGGUAAUGACUGUGGAGUGUAAUAGGAUAUUGGGUGAAUGUCAGAAGCGAAAAAUGACAUUAACUAAAAUGCUGGAAGAAAGUCGAGCUUGGGAUAAAUUAAGAAAAUCUUUGAGUACAUGGCUUGCUAAUGUUCAAGAAAGAGUAGCUGAUGGCAGUAAGGUGGAUGCAGCUGACCUACAAACACUCAAGCAAGAGCUUAGCGAGAUUCAAGGAAUAGCUGAAAUAGCGGGAGAAAUGAAAUUCAAGAUGGAUGAACUGAAUGAGAGUAGCAACGCUUUAUUGGAUAAUUACCGCGCUGAUGAAGGACAUAACUUAUCUCACACAAUCUCAAGGCUCAAUGCUUUAUGGAGUAAAUUUAACGACAAUGUUCGUAUUCGUCGGGCGGUGUUAGAAGCAGCUCUUCGAGCUAGAAGUGAUUUCUAUUCCUCUCUAGAACAACUGGAAGAAUGGAUGAAUAGUGUUGAGAUGUCUUUGGUAGAGCUCAAUGAAAUGACAAUAAAUACACAGAUGCUUAAAGAUUCUGUUAAAAGAAAGAAAUGGAUCGAAGAUGAGAAGAGUAUACGAGCUGAUAUGAAUGCUCAUAAGGAUGUUAUCGGAUCAGUGGAAGAUAUGGGUGCUCAACUGACAUGUCGAGUGGAAGAUCUUAAAGAACGUGAACAUCUCAAAGAGCGGUUAAGUCAUAUCGAUAUCAGAUGGCGACAUCUGGUCGGAUUAGCUGAUGCUAUCAGAAUCCGUCUAAUGAAUGCUCAGGAAGAAUGGGAAAAAUUAUUCACGCAGUUGGCUGAAAAUUUGUUUUGGGCUGAAGCACAAAGUAAAGCAUUACUUGAAGAACAGCCAGUGGGUGGUUCGCUGGCUCGGGUACAAGAACAAACCAGUUUCGUCCAGAAACUUGAACAUGAAAUGAAGCUUCGUCAGCGUGAUGUUGACGAAUGUAUAACAUUGGCCCAUAGUUAUCUUAUGCAGCAUGACCUACGACCCCGAACGAGAAGUACCAGCGUUUUGUCGCCAGAUAAAGAAAAUGGCCAGUAUUUUUAUGAUGAGAAUGCGGAACUAAGACGUGUCGGUAUUCAAAUUAAAUGUGAUAGUGACCGUUUGGUACAGGAAUGGAAUGAAUUGCGAGAACAGCUGAAUGCCUGGGCGUAUAUCAUUCAUGAUGCAAAUGCAAAGAUGGAAAAGUUAGCAUCAGCUAUAGCAGAAUGUCAGUUGGCACUUUCAAAUAUGGAAGAACGAAUGGAACAACUUCGACCCAUAGAAGAAUUAAGAUUAGAAGAGUUAACAGUAGCAGUUGAUGAAAGUGAACAGUUGAAGGAGUAUUUAGCUCGAACACGAAUAUAUGUCGAUGAUGCAAAUGACUGGAGUGGGCAGCUGUUAGCAUCGGAUAUCGAACUGGCAUCUGAGCCAAGUGCGCAAUUGAAGUCAAUCAAUGAUAGGAUAACAAAGUUGAAAUCAGAUUUACGAAUUCGUACCGCGGCUUUGGAACGAGCUAUGACCGAUUUUGGUCCAUCGAGUCAACAUUUCUUAAGAGACAGUGUUCAGGCACCUUGGCAACGAGCUGUCUCUACUUCUAAUCAUUUACCUUAUUAUAUCAAUCACGAAACGGAAGUGACUCAGUGGGAUCAUCCAGCAAUGGUUGAGAUUAUGGAGGAACUCACCACUUUCAAUCAGGUCAAAUUUAGUGCUUAUCGAACAGCGAUGAAAUUGCGAGCAAUCCAGAAGCGUCUGUGUUUGGAUUUACUAACUCUGGAAGAUAUAGACUUGAGUCUGCGAGCUCUUAAUUCAAUGCUAGGUGAGCAGUGCUUAUCGAUGAAAGAUGCAGUAAUGUGUUUGGUGCCUUUGUUUGAGACAGCACAAGAAAAGUAUCCCAAAUUGAUACACUCCAUACCACUGGCUGUUGAUUUACUGCUCAAUUUUGUUUUGAAUGUGUACGAUCCGGCACGUGAUUGUAUCAUGCGGAUAUUUUCGUUUCGUGUGCUUCUCGCAACAUUAUGCAAUUCAAAUUUGGAAGACAAAUAUAGAUACUUGUAUCAACUUAUUGCAAACAAUGAAGGCGUUGAUCAGAAGAAACUUGCCCUUCUCUUAUAUGAUAUCAUCCAUAUUCCAAGAUUUUUUGGCGAAGCAGCAGCAUUUGGUGGCUCGAAUGUGGAACCAUCGGUGCGAUCAUGUUUCGAAACAGCAAAAUACCCACGAUUGAUUUCAGUUAAUGAAUUUUUGAAUUGGUUAAAAAAAGAACCACAAAGUAUUGUUUGGUUACCCGUUAUGCAUCGACUAGCUAGUGCCGAAUUUGCUAAACAUCAGGCGAAAUGUAAUGUCUGCAAGAUGUUUCCAAUUAUUGGAUUACGUUACCGCUGUUUACGAUGUUUCAAUGUUGAUGUUUGUCAAAACUGUUUCUUUAGUCAAAGACUUGCUAAAAAUCAUAAAUUAUCACAUCCGAUACAGGAAUAUUGCUUACCAACGACAUCAGGUGAAGAUGUGCGUGAUUUUGGCCUAAUAGUAAGAAACAAAUUGCGAUCAAAGAGUAAGACACGAAUCGGUUAUCUACCAGUACAAACGGUAGAUGAGGGACCUCCGUUGGAAACCGGUAAUGUUACUCCUACUAAUCCAUUCACCGAACCAGUCCACAAUCGAAUACAGCUUUGUGCUCGAAGAUUAUGGAGGGCGCAAGGUGAAAAUGGUACACCGAUCCCUGCUUCAAACGACACUGGAGAGGAAAUGAGAAUGAGUAUGACAGAGUUGAAGUCACCUUUACAGCUUCUGUCCCAGGUUGAACAAAUGCACAAGGAGGAGUUGGAUCAAGUACUGCACAAGUUGCAGCACGAAAAUAGAGAACUAAAGAAAGAAAUUGAAAGACGGAGGAAGCUUGGUAAUGCUGUGGGCUCAACGCCGAAUCUAACGCGAGGAAGUAAUGCAGCAAUGUCUCGAAGUGUUACUGAUAACAUGGGAACUGGACGAUCUGUCCCCUCACUUUCUAGCUCUGGCGACGAUCAACUAUUGAGAGAGGCGUACCUGUUGCGACAGCAUAAGGAACGGCUGGAACAACGAAGCCGGAUAUUAGAAGAACAAAAUCGUCAACUUGAAACACAACUUGCAAGGUUACGAACAGUUAUUGCUCAACAACAAAAUGCUGGAAGCGAAAAUAAGGAAAGUGGUCCGGAAGAGCCUGAAUCUAGUGAGGCUUCGGCUGAAGAAGAUGAAGGUAUUGAGUACGAUACAAGACCGAAUCGCAUGAAUUCUCUCAUUGCUUCCGUGGAUCAGCUCGGUCGUGCAAUGCAAUCAUUUGUCGUUUCGGUUGUCAACGACGGUGAUGAAACAAACGAAGAUGAAGAUGAAACAAUGUUGUAUCCUCCAACUGUUGCGGACGAUGAGGUUGUAGAUGUGCUAGAAUCAACAGACGAUGAAGGAUUAGAAGUGAAGAAAAAGUGGCAGAAAGGGAUAAGCGAACAUUUUACUGAUGGAUUCGUAUUCGAUUGUGUCAGUGGAGAAGACAAAGAAGUUGAUAUAUUGAAAUGCCUGCAGUCGUAUGUGAAAAAAGGAACCAGCAGUACGUUGGAAGAAAAAAUUGAACGAGAACGCGCAAAACUUUUUGGCUCCGAAUCACUGGAGAAGAUUCCUGAACUUGUGCAGGAAAUGGAAAACAUUUCCGAUAAUGUUCGUGUAAAGCAGCGAAAGAAAAAGCGAUGUUAUGCAACAGAUAGUUUUUUUGAUGAUGUCACAAGUAGUAAAGCGCUAAACGCAGAAAUAGCUAUUGGUUUUGAUCAAAUGAAUCUCUCCAGGGCGCUUCUAAAGGCCAUAACAGCAUGCGGUUUUGCUGAACCUACUCGAAUACAAAGUACAUGCAUACCCCUUGCACUUGCAGGGCGUGAUCUGUGUGCAUGUUCUGCAACAGGAACUGGUAAAACAGUCGCUUUCAUGUUACCAGUUUUAGAGCGUUUAUUGUAUCGACCGCAGCAAAAAUCAGUGACUAGAGUGAUUGUACUAACGCCAACAAGAGAAUUAGCCAUACAGGUUUGA
Brugia pahangi is the source of this 6678-nucleotide messenger RNA. The record is from the annotation of a GenBank genome assembly. Lineage: Eukaryota; Metazoa; Nematoda; Chromadorea; Rhabditida; Onchocercidae.